CAUGUCGUAUUUAUCUCCUUCGUCAGAAAACAAAAAAUAUAUAUGUUUUGAAUGACCGACGAAGCCGACAGCCAUAUUUCAGAGCGAGCGACCGAGAACCCAGAAAGAGAGGGGAGAGAGAACUGUUCUCCUUCCCAGAAUUUGGGUUUGAGCAGCCAUAACCUAAUUCAACCUCUAAUUUGCGCCGAUUCUCCUUCUCUUCUGCAACUUUAUUGUUUUUUUCCUUGCGUUUUUCUUUUGCACGUUCUUAUUUCAUACCCCAUUUCCUUUUUUGGUCCAUCAAUUUUUGCACCGACAAAAAAAAGUUUUUAGUUUUGCACUUGAAAUUACUAUACUUUUAGCUGAAUUAAAUUCAAAUUUGGCAAUAACCGAGUUGAAAAAUCAUCAAAUAAUGGAUGAUUUUGGUGUUUUAGUGAAAAAUUAUGGUAUCAAACCCCAAGGCAAAUCAGCUCCAAUGGCUGCAUCGAAAACAGCACCAAGAACAACAACAACAACAACAACCACCCACAAUUACAAAUCUGUAAAUCUAGAUCCAUCUUUUGGUACCCACACCCAUAAUUCAAAUUCAGGAACUGGGUCUUUUUUCAAUGAUCACAAUGAUGAUAUUUUCGGGUUCAACUCAGUUAAGUGUUCUAAUAAUUAUUCAAGUUCAGAUGUUUUUGAUGAUGUAUUUCAAAUGCCAAUGAAAAAUCCUAGUUUCUCUAGUGGAGGAGGUGGUGGGGUUGACUUUGAUAUUGAAUCUAUGCUCAAAGGUUCAAUGAAUUUGAACUCGAACUCGAACUCGAAGCCGCCUUCGAAUGUUGAUGAUGAUCUUAUUUGGGGGUUUUCUGGGAAUGGGAGCACUAAUGUGGUGGUUGAAACUGAUGACUUGUUGUCAUCUGAUCCUGUGGAUGAUUUCUUGGGUAAAUUGGGAAAUUUGGGUUCUGAUCAAAGAGUUUCCAAAGGUACAAAAUCGGUUGAAUUGAAGAGGAAUAAGUUUAUAGCUGAUGAUUUGAUACCGGGGUUCGGGACAAGCAGUGCUUCUAAUGAUAGAGCUCAGGCUUCUGCAGCAGAGAAGAGUUCAGGUUCUUCUUCACUUGAAGAACUUGAAGAAUUUGCAAUGGGAAGGACCAAUGUAAGUUCAGUCAAGAAGGAAGAGAAGAAGACAGCCAACCAAAAAUCACGGGAGACGAACUUCAUUGAUAUAGAUGGCAGCUUUAAUGGUUACAGUGAACCAAUGUUUCCAGAAGAAGCACCUGAUUUGGAUUCUUUUUUUGGUGCACACACUAAAAAGAGUGUACCUGUAGCUGAAGACACAUCCAUGAAUGGAAAAUCCACUGAAGUAUCAGAUCUGUUUUCUGAAUCCGCAUUUGGAAUGGAGAAGAAAGUGUCAUCGAGAGAUUUUCCUGAUGAUUUUUCGUCGAUAUUUGGAGCUGUCCCGACAUCUGGAGUGUUUGAGGAAAUUGAAGGAGAAAGUGAUGAAAGACGAAGAUUAAGAUUAGAACGUCACCAAAAAGCUAUGGGUCGUAUGGAACAAGCAUUGGCACAGUUGAAUCAACGUGAAUAUGAGGCUCAACAGGAGCAGGAAGAGAGAUAUAGGAUUGCCGAAGCUAUGGAUCUGGAGAUGAAGCAAUGGGCUGCUGGGAAAGAGGGGAACUUGCGAGCACUACUGUCAUCUUUGCAACAGGUGCUUCCCCCUGCCCUUGGUUGGCGGCAAGUUACUUUAACAGACUUGAUUACAUCCUCUCAAGUUAAAGUCGUAUACAAAAAGGCUGCACUGUGUGUCCACCCAGAUAAAGUGCAGCAGAAAGGUGCUAGUCUUCAGCAAAAGUAUGUUGCAGAGAAAGUUUUUGAUCUGCUGAAGGAAGCUUGGAACAAGUUCAAUACUGAGGAGCUUCGAUAGAACUUUUAUCACAUCUUUCCUUCUUUUGUUGGUCUUUCCCACCGAGCUUCGUAAUCGCUGGAGAAUUUCGUAUGCACUAUGUAGAGGAGUUAUUCUUUUUCCUUUUGCAUGUAAAGGUUUCCCUUUUCUAAUUUUAUUUGUAUUUAGAAGUUGCUAGUUUAUCUGUGUCGAAUCAAUGUAGCAUUUGUCAAUAGUUGCAUAAGCUUAAACCAUAUGUUAAUGAAUCUAAGUGUAAGUUAAUGAAUUUGUCUUUAAAUUGCUUGAUUGCUUACCA
Beta vulgaris subsp. vulgaris (sugar beet) is the source of this 2156-nucleotide messenger RNA. RefSeq names its product auxilin-related protein 1. Lineage: Eukaryota; Viridiplantae; Streptophyta; Magnoliopsida; Caryophyllales; Amaranthaceae. The record is from RefSeq and is a predicted model, not a curated record. Gene Ontology annotation, molecular function: clathrin binding. Gene Ontology annotation, biological process: clathrin-dependent endocytosis; clathrin coat disassembly. The transcript has 8 exons. The coding region runs from base 392 to 1882 and encodes 496 amino acids. Gene Ontology annotation, cellular component: cytoplasm; intracellular membrane-bounded organelle; vesicle.